AUGGAAUUACUGCGAAGAUCGGGUCACAUUCCGCGGUCUGGAAUGUUGGGGAGGGCAGGGGAUGAGGACGAGGACGACAUCUUCUUGGAAGAAGACCUGCCAGAGGAGUUCAAGAAAACCCAGGUCGGUGCCAUGGCUCUGUUACAGUUGGUGAGUUUGGUCUUGAUCGUUGGUGCUUUAGUUUAUACUCUUGCGAUUCCUGCAUUGAAGCAUAAGGAUUUGUGGAAGCUCAAACUGUGGAAGUGGGAGGUCAUGGUCCUGGUCUUGAUUUGUGGGAGGUUGGUCUCUGGGUGGAUGAUUCGAUUAGUUGUGUUCUUCAUCGAGAGGAACUUUCUGCUGCGAAAACGGGUUCUUUAUUUCGUCUACGGCCUUCGAAAGGCAGUGCAGAACUGCCUGUGGUUGGGAUUGGUCUUGAUUGCUUGGCAUGCUCUAUUCGACAAGAAGGUCGAGAGGGAGACGAACAGUGACAGGUUGAGGUACGUCACCAAGGUGCUGGUGUGCUUGGUGGGGACUCUACUGUGGUUGAUCAAGACACUGAUCAUCAAGGUGCUGGCAUGGUCGUUCCAUGUGAGCACCUACUUUGAACGGAUCCAGAAGUCUCUGUUCAAUCAGUACGUGAUCGAGACGUUGUCGGGUCCCCCUGUGAUUGAAAUUUGGAGGAGACAGGAAGAGGAGGAGGAGAUUGCAUGUGAUCUCCAGACUUUACAGAAAGCAGAAGUGACUGUGCGGCCAGAUCUAAGGGCGGCGGCUUUUCCAACUGAAAGUGGGAUGGUAGUUGGGAGCGGAGGAGGGCUUCAGAGAAGUCCCCGAGAGAAGAACACCAAGCUCUCUCGGCUGUCGGGAAACAGCGAGGGAGGGAUCACAAUGGAGCACUUGCAAAAGAUGAAUCCCAAAAAUGUGUCUGCCUGGAAUAUGAAAAGAUUGAUUAAUGUCGUGCGGCAUGGAUUUCACUCGACGUUGGAUGAGCAGAUACAGGAUUCUUCUCAAGAGGAUGAGUCGGCAACAAUGAUCACGAGUGAAAACGAAGCCAAAGCUGCAGCUAGGAAGAUCUUUCGAAAUGUGGCUAAGCCUAAUUCAAAGUUUAUCUACUUGGAAGAUCUGAAGCGGUUCAUGAAGGACCAUGAAGCCUUGAAUACGAUGAGUCUUGAAGGAGUUGAUGAAUGCAAGAAUAUAAUCAGCAAGUCGUGCCUGGAGAACUGGCUGGUCAAUGCUUUCAGGGGGAGGAGAGCACUUGCCUUGACCUUAAAUGACACCAGGACUGCAGUCGACAAGCUGCAUCACGUGGUCAACGUCAUAGUCGGUAUCAUCAUAUUGAUCAUCUGGCUUCUCAUCCUGGGAAUAGCAACAAGCAAGUUCCUGUUCUUUCUCUAUUCGCUGCUCGUCCUUGUCGCAUUUAUUUUCAGGAACACCAGCAAGACCAUAUUUGAGGCCAUCGUCUUCUUGUUCGUGAUGCGUCCGUAUGAUGUGGGCGACAGGUGCGAGAUCGAUGGAGUCAGGUAAAUACUGAUGGUUGUGGAAGAGAUAAACAUCCUGACGACCGUGUUUCUGAGGUAUGACAAUCAAAAGAUUAUAUAUCCAAACAGCACUCUUGCAACGAAGGCCGUCGGCAUCCAAUACCGCCUUCACAAUCAAGAUUAGUUCCUCCAGCAUGGGAAAACGCUGGCUGAGUUGCUCAGCUGGUUCGACAAAGAGCUGCAUUCACCGACGGAAGAUAGGCAGUUGGCAUUCCACGUUAGCAGUGCUAUGCGGACCGUGUGUCAGACUCCGGCAAACCACUACUUCUUUGGCUAUGAGGUUUUCCUUUCUCAUUGAACAUAUUCAUCGCAGUUCAGUGAAAAUUUGGUUUCUCCAUCUAUCCCGUCACGUUUAGGCUCUUUUCCUAACUUGAUCUGAGGUAUACUUGUAAUUAGAGAAUGGGUUAUAUAAAUGAUGCUUUGAAAUUGAAGGGAUACGACAUUUUA
This is a messenger RNA of Eucalyptus grandis, 1961 nucleotides long. Its product is annotated as mechanosensitive ion channel protein 5. Gene Ontology annotation, cellular component: plasma membrane. The record is from RefSeq and is a predicted model, not a curated record. Gene Ontology annotation, molecular function: mechanosensitive monoatomic ion channel activity. Lineage: Eukaryota; Viridiplantae; Streptophyta; Magnoliopsida; Myrtales; Myrtaceae. Gene Ontology annotation, biological process: transmembrane transport; monoatomic anion transport.